AUUUGCUUUAUAAUUGGUAUCACGACUGAGUCAGCUUCUUCAAAAACUCCAUGAACUUAUGAAAUUUUUCCUCUCUAUAUAUUAGGAAUUCAGUAGCUGUUCGAGGUCUGUUUUGCAAAUAUAGAUGAAAGUAUGGAGCUUCUACAAGAAUUUUUCGUCUGUGCCAGCAUUCACCGGAACACCAUUCUUGACAUUCGAAAUAAACAAUUUGCUUCAAAUCUGCAGCAAUUCCAAAUCAGUAGACCAAGGCAAACAAACCCAUCAACAAAUCAUCGUACAUGGUCAAAGCCACAAUCCAUUCAUCAUCACCAAAUUGAUACAAGUAUAUACGGAACGCGACGAUAUUAAAUCUGCCCAGAACCUGUUUGUCAAAUUGUCUCAAAGAAAUGUGUAUGCCUGGACCGCCAUGAUAUCGUAUUUUUCACGUAACCGCCUAAUUAAAGAAUGUGUAAAUACUUAUAAGGAGAUGAAACUGGACAACAUUUUACCCGAUGGGUAUGUGUUUCCUCUAGUACUGAGGGUUUGUGCUAAGUUUUUGAGCUCGGGUAUUGGGUUACAAGUGCACAGAGAUAUAAUUGUGUGUGGUGUAGAAUGGAAUCUCCAAGUUAGUCAUUCUUUAAUUGAUAUGUACUCUAAAUGUUGUGAUAUUCGGAGUGCUAAACGGGUAUUUGAUUUGAUGCAAGAAAAAGAUUUGCUUUCAUGGAAUUUGAUUAUUUCGGGAUAUGUAUGUAAUGAGUUACUUGAUUUGGCUGUUGAGAUGUUGAGGCAUAUGAGUAAGGAAGGUUGUCAGCCAGAUAUAGUCACUUUGAACACGGUAAUGGAUGCUUAUUGUCGGAUGGGUCAAUGUGAUGAGGCAAGGAAAAUAUUUGCGCUAAUCAAAGAACCAAGUAUAAUAUCGUGGACGACUUUGAUAUCAGGCUAUUCAAGAAUUGGAAAUCAUGGUAGUGCAUUGAAUAUUUUUAGGGAAAUGAUAUAUAGAAGAGAAGUUUGGCCUGACCUAGAUUGUCUCUCUAGUGUACUUGCGUCGUGCCAGCUUAUUGGGGAUUUAAGGAGUGCCCAGGAGAUUCAUGCACACGGGAUUAAACUAGAAUCACCUUUUGCUUUUCACAGAUCUUCUGGACCUGCAUUACUGACUCUGUAUGCUAAAUGUGGGAGGAUUCAAGAUGCAAGACAUGUUUUUGAGUUGAUGGAUAGAACGGACGUUGUUUCUUGGAAUUCCAUGAUUCAUGGUUUUGCUGAACUAGGGAUUAAAGACUUGGCGGUGGAGUAUUUCAAGGAAAUGCUGAUUAUAGGAAUCAAGAUUAACGACACCACACUUUCAAUUGUUUUGCCUGUUUGUGGUGACGUCAAAUAUGGGAAACAAAUUCAUGCUUAUAUAUUACGAAGUAGUUUUUGGGAUGUCACGCCCAUUUGGAAUGCACUUAUUCACAUGUAUUCAAAAUGUGGGUGCAUUGGAAACGCUUUAUGUAUAUUUUCUCAUUUGGCUCAUAAAGAUAUAGUGUCAUGGAAUACAAUAAUUGGUGGGUUGGGAAUGCAUGGUUUGGGCCAAGAUGCCCUUCAUCUCCUGGAAAAAAUGAGCCAUUCUGGCGUUCAACCAAACGCUUUGACAUUCACUUCAGUGCUUUCAGCAUGCAGUCAUUCAGGACUUGUUGAUGAGGGGUUAGAUAUUUUCCACAGAAUGGUGGAGGAAUUUGGACUGAACCCCAGAAUGGAACACUUUACUUGUGUUGUUGAUUUACUAACACGAGCUGGUCGGCUUGAAGAUGCCACAGAUUUUAUAGGAAAAAUGUCUGUUCAGCCGAACAAACAUAUAUGGGGUUCUCUACUUGCUGCUGCCUUAGCACACCAAAAAGUGAGCAUUGGAGUUCUUGCUUCGGAGAAUUUAGUCGAAUUGGAGCCUGAAAAUACAGGACACUAUGUAACACUUUCAAAUUUGUAUACUAAAGCUGGAAGAAUAAGUGAUGCCCUAGCCGUGCGAAAACUAAUGGAAACCAAGGGGUUGGUAAAGGGUUCUGGUUGUAGCUGGGUAGUGGAUGGAAAUUGAGAAGAGAAAAAGAGAUGUAAAUCUUUUACCUUAAUCAUCACCAGAUUCAAAAUUUCUAAUUUUAGGUUUUAGCAUUUUGAGUUAAAUUUAAGAUUUUGAUAUCAUACUAGUUGAAAUUGCUUCAGGUCCUUGAUAUUUUAAAGGUUCAGGUAAGUUAUAUA
Molecule: messenger RNA, 2205 nt
Organism: Solanum stenotomum
Lineage: Eukaryota; Viridiplantae; Streptophyta; Magnoliopsida; Solanales; Solanaceae
Product: pentatricopeptide repeat-containing protein DOT4, chloroplastic-like
Exons: 1
Coding region: 125-2044 (639 amino acids)
Biological process (GO): RNA modification
Molecular function (GO): RNA binding; protein binding
Source: RefSeq, a predicted model, not a curated record